CUUUAACUCUGGUCAUUUCGUCCGGCGCGUAGUUCGACAAAACUUAACAAUACUUUGACGUUGUUCAUGCUUAAUGGAAAUAAUAGAUAAUAACCAAUGUAAGAAAAAUUGCUUGAGUUUUCUGUGUCAAAAACACUGAAGCCUUCAGAAAAGCAUUCAUGACGUCGACUGGUGACCAGACCAUCGAAGAAGACUAUCAAACCCUCAGUAAUCAGCAGAGACUAAAAGCAGCCAUGCAUUAUACAACAUUGAAGAUAUGCCAGGCAACUGAAAAAAAGUAUGAUCUUCACGUAACUCCACAGGCUGUUGCGGCAAUAGCAGAGACUUUGUGGAGGCAAGCAGAAUCGUUUGCAGUUGAUCUGGAGUCGUUUGCAAGACAUGCACGGCGAUCAGUAAUAUCUCCAGAUGACAUUAAGCUGUUGCUUCGCAGAAAUCCACAAUUGCUGAAGCAUAUUCAAGAUGUUCAUGCAGAACAGACUAGUGGACGAGAAGAGACUAAAAGGGGAAGAAAACCCAAAAAGGCCACCACAGAUAAAAGUGAAGUGAAAACCAGAGAUGGAGAUUGAUCUGUAAUGUUUCACAUGUAUAUCAUAUGUAGGUGUAAAAUUCAUAUGGUUCCAAGGUAUUUCUUUUCUGUCAGUUCACAAACAAGUGCACACACAAACGCUUUCGUGAGGGAAUGUAUACAGUUGUAUAAAACAGCUCAGUGAAGCUAGGAAGACAGGUGGGAGCAAGAGUAUAUAGAUUUGUUCCCCCGUUAUUAAGGAAAUGUACCAUACUGAACAGCUUGUGGCUUGUAAAAGUUAUGGAAAGUCCACAAUAAAUGCUUUGAAGUA
This is a messenger RNA of Pomacea canaliculata, 836 nucleotides long. RefSeq names its product centromere protein S-like. Gene Ontology annotation, cellular component: FANCM-MHF complex; Fanconi anaemia nuclear complex. The record is from RefSeq and is a predicted model, not a curated record. The transcript is spliced from 4 exons. NCBI's taxonomy places the organism in Eukaryota, Metazoa, Mollusca, Gastropoda, Architaenioglossa, Ampullariidae. Gene Ontology annotation, molecular function: chromatin binding; protein heterodimerization activity. Bases 159 to 566 code for a protein of 135 amino acids. Gene Ontology annotation, biological process: resolution of meiotic recombination intermediates; replication fork processing.